Antechinus flavipes (yellow-footed antechinus) is the source of this 3399-nucleotide messenger RNA. RefSeq names its product fibroblast growth factor 23 (gene FGF23). NCBI's taxonomy places the organism in Eukaryota, Metazoa, Chordata, Mammalia, Dasyuromorphia, Dasyuridae. Gene Ontology annotation, cellular component: cytoplasm. Bases 104 to 841 code for a protein of 245 amino acids. The record is from RefSeq and is a predicted model, not a curated record. Gene Ontology annotation, molecular function: type 1 fibroblast growth factor receptor binding; growth factor activity. Gene Ontology annotation, biological process: positive regulation of protein phosphorylation; animal organ morphogenesis; fibroblast growth factor receptor signaling pathway. The transcript is spliced from 3 exons.
UAAGUGUCCACAGGGAGGAAGAAGAAAGCUCUGAACAGGCAAAAGUGGGGGAAAGAGUGUCUGAUUUCAACCCCUUCACUCCAGCCAUUCAGAGAACAUCAGGAUGUCAGGGGGUUGCCUCAGGCUCCUUUUCUGUGCCCUGUGCAGCAUAAGGGCCAUCCAAGCCUUCCCCAAUGCUUCCCCCCUGCUCAGCCUUGGCUGGGGGGGCCUGACUCACCUCUAUACGGCCACAGCCAGGAACAGCUACCACCUGCAGAUCCACAAAGAUGGCCACGUGGAUGGGUCUCCUCAUCAAACCAUUUAUAGUGCCUUGAUGAUCAGAUCAGAGGAUGCUGGGCUAGUCAUAAUAACUGGUGUGAUGAGCAGGAGAUAUCUCUGUAUGGACAUCAGGGGCAACAUCUUCGGAUCGCAUUUCUUCAGCCCAGACAACUGCAGGUUCAAACACCGGACAUUAGAAAAUGGGUAUGACAUCUAUCACUCUCCCCAGAACAACUUCCUGAUCAGCCUUGGCAAGGCAAAGAGGGCCUUCCUACCAGGGAUGAACCCACCUCCUUACUCCCAAUUCCUGUCUCGGAGAAAUGAAAUCCCCAUAAUACACUUCAAUACACCUGAACCCCACCGGCAUACCAGGAGUGCAGAAAACAGUCCUGACUUGGACCCAAUGAAUGUGCUGAAACCCCGACCAAGGAUAACUCCCUGCUCCCAGGAACUCCAAAGCGCUGAAGAGAACAGUGUAGUGGAUGAUGACCCUUUGGAAGUACUCAGAAAUAGCAAUAGGCUGAAGCCCUAUCCUGGCAGAAUGAGUUUGGAAAGAUGCCUCCAUGUCCCCAAGGCAGCUUAAGUGGACUACAACAAAAUUCCUUUUCAUCAUCCCUAACUCAUUUUUUUAGCAGCUAGCCUGUCUUUAAGGGGUUCAGACUCUUUAAACUUUAAAGAACAAGGGAGGGAUCAUUUUUCCCGACCCCCUUACUAUCUUAGGACCCCAUGAAAAUUAAACCUGGAAUAAUGUGCUAAGCCCUAGACUUAAUGGUAAAGUUCUACUCUCUUUUGCACCUUGACUUGACAUUCCAAUCAAGAACCAAUGUGGAUGUUCCCCCACCCCCCUUCAUCUUUAAUCAACUGUUAAAGGCUCUGCUUUCAACAGAUUUUGGCAUAUUAAUAGUAUCACUCUUGUAACUUCUUCCAGUUUAAGGUUAUGGAAGAUACAUAGGUGGUAGGAGAAUGCACUGGCUGAAAAACAAGUAAGACUUGGUCCUAUAGUGGACUUUGCCCAACCUGAAGCCAACAUUUGCUCUUCUGUGUCCAUAACCUUUAUCAUCAUGCUUCUACACUGCAACUCAGGAUGAGAUCUGUAAAAUUAAAAAUCCUUCCCUAAUUUCCCAUGUAAUCUUGAGACAUCUCCUUAUAAAAGCCCUUUAUUUGCUUAUGACAAGUUACUAUCCUGACUAGAUUCACUUAUCUUUUUCCUUGAGCCCCUUCUAAGGACUCCCAUUGGGAGAAGUUGUUUUGAAAAGCAAGCAGAAGUUGGUUAAUAUUGAAAAAUUUUAUCUAUUUAGUACCAAGAAGGUACCAGGAAACAUGCUAGAAAUAACCCUGACAGAGUGGGAUAGAUUGCUGUUCACUCCCUUAUUACAUUAUAGGCCAGGCGAGAGGGGUCACUUCCAAGCUUAGCAAAAGUCAGGCAAAGACAGAAGAUUAAGCAUUUUCCAGUCUUGAAAAUCAAAACACUCUAUGCACUUUUUGGAGGAACACUGAACCUUUGUAUUUUACUAGCCUAUUUUUUUUCCAAGCUGACCUUAAUUUAAAGUCAUUCAGUUCAGUGCAGCUUCCCUUUGCAAUAAGAAUAGAUUUGAAGUCUUCAGAAGUUUUUAACAAACUUCCUUAUCCAAGGUUGGUAAUACUAUUCUGGAUGGUCAUAAAAAUGUUAGUGUGUACAAAGGGAAGUUGUUCAAAGUUUUCGGUGGCUCAGCAAAUUUCCGAAGACCUUUCUGAAAAACCAAUUUUAAUUUUGAAGUUUUUCACGGAGAUCAGACCAGGCUGCCCAUCUCUAAUUCAAUUCAGUUCAAAAACAAAAAUUAAUUAAAUGACUCUUAUUUGUUUGGCACUGUACAAAGCAUCAGGGAUAGAAGAGCAAAAGGAAAACUCUCUCCCUUCAAAGAAUUUAAAUUGUAUCGAUUGUGGAUAAUCUGAAAUAUCAAAGAAGACAAAAGUGAAAUCCCUAUGUUUUUCUUCUUAAUGGGCUAGGAAUGUGUGCUUUCUUUCCCUCCUGCAACAUUGUCUUGAACAUUCCCCUAAAGAUGAAUCCCAAGGCAUUCUAUUAACUCCAACUUUGCUAACUGAUUUCAUACUAUAAGCAUCACUUCUGUGGCUUCCCUGAGCUUAAGAUGAAGAAUGGAAGGUGAUGAGUACACUGGCUGCGAAACAACUAAGACUUCUUUCCGUACAGACAAAACUCUAGCCCAGUCUGGGGCCCAUUUUUGCUUUUCUAUAGGAUCCUUUACCCUAUACCAUUUCAUCACUCCCCUCUUCCUUUGCAAAUCAGGAUGAGACCUAUAAAGCUAGAACCCUAUAAUUUUCCAACCCCAAAAGUAACACUGAGAAACCACUUGGUAAACAGUCUUGGGGCCCACGCUGUAUAAAAACAGUAAAUAAAGGAUUAGUGACCACUAAUUUUGACUUUCCUAAGACUGUCCUGAUUUCUGGACAUGAUGCCAAAAAAUAUAACUCAGUACAGGAAAAGAAAUUGGGAAAUUCUAGAAGUCUAAAACUUUGAGGUUUAAUGUUUGUUUAUUAGGUCUUGUUCCAGUCUACCAUUUCUGAAUUUGAAUCUUUCUACCUGAGGCCCCUCUCUCCUCUUCUAAAUCUUUCCUGAGUAGUCAAAUGAUAUAAAGAUUCAGACAGAGUCUCACUUCUUUGUUUAUUUUCCUUCCUAUCUUGUUCUGUUAGAGCUCGAUUCAUUCUAUUUUACUUCUUGGAGGAACAACAGUCCUUGGCUAUUUUUUUCCUUUUUUUUUUCCCUUAAGCUUUUUUCCCUUAUUCUGGAAUACACAACAAACUAUGCACAACACAAAACAGUAGUGUUUUUAAAAUGUAUUCAUUCUGUUAUAGAAUCACCAAUAUCCAUUCCUAUUGAGGACCUGACACCAAGAAAUAGAUGGGAAACAAAGAAAUACUUCUAGAGUUGACUAGUUUGAGUCAACAGUACUAGCAACAGCAGCAGAGAGGCCUCUCUGGCAAUCCCUUGUAAUUCUAGAAGUGUUCCUUUGGAAGUAAAAGUAUUUAUUUAUUUAUAUUUUGUCUAUCACCUGAUAUUUAUGGAUAUUUAUAAUGUAUUCCCACUUGUUUCUUUGCUUUUACUUUGUUAAGAAGAAAAAUAAACUUUUUCUUAGCCUCAGUAAA